AUUCUGUGAUCUGGUGAUCUCAGCUGGAUCCUCCACUCCAAGGGAAGGAGCUCGAGGGGCUGGGAGAGGAGCUGUGCUUUGGGGAGCCUGGGGGCUGUGGCCACAGCUUUCCUGCACAUCAGAGGAGCCUCACACCGGAAAAACAGCAGCUGAACGUUCAGGUAAGGGAUAACAGCAAGGAAAAUAAAAUAAGAGAGUGAGAGAACAGCAGGAGAAAAAAUUCUUAGCUGCAAAAUUCUCAGUAACACUCCUGAAUAUCAGCUCAGUGCAGCCCCAAAUCCUGAGGCACUGGGAAGAGCCAGCUCGGAGCAUCCCCAGGCAGUGCCCAGGGUUUGAUUUAUUCCUGGCAGCAGACAGUGCUCCUACUCCUGCUCUGCUCCUUCUCCUGCUCCUGCUGCUGCUGGGCACGGCAGCCCCGGCUCCCCUGCAGCCCCAGAGGGGCAGCUGCUCCUGCUCUGCUCCUUCUCCUGCUGCUGCCCCUGCUGCUGCUUCUCUUGCUGCUGCUUCUGCUCCAUCUCCUGCUUCUGCUGCUGCUCCUGCUCUGCUCCUGCCCCUACUCUGAUCCUGCUCUGCUCCUGCGCUUCACCUUCUCCUGCUGCUCCUGCUCUUCUCCUGCUGCUGCUGUUGCUCCAGCUCCUGCUCCAGCUCCCGCUCCUGCUGUUGCUGCUCCUGUCCUGAUCCUGCAGCUGCUCCUUCUCCUGCUCUGCUCCUGCUCCUUCUCUGCCCCUGCUCUGCUCCUUCUCCUGCUGCUCCUGCUCUGCCCCUGCUGUUGUUGCUGCUCCUGCUCCAGCUCUGCUGCUGCUCAUUCUCCUGCUCCAGCUCUGCUGCUGCUCAUUCUCCUGCUCCUCUCCUGCUGUUGCUGCUGCUCCUCCUCCAGCGGAGCGCUGCGGCCCCAGCGGGCAGCCAGGGGGGCUCCGGGGGCUGGCUGUGGCCCAGCCCAGCGCCGGGCUCUGAUCCGCGGGGAUUUCCUCGCUCCGCACCGAGCACCGAGCCCAGCCGCUCCCGCAGCCUCCCUCGCACCCCGCGGCUCCCGGAGCGCUGCCCGCAGCGCCAGCGGCUGCCCCCGAGCCGAUGCCACCGGUGCCCAAUGGAGCAGACCCCGAGGUGCCGCGCAUGGAUCCCAGGGUUCUCAUCUUCCUCCUCUACGUGAUGAUCCUGCACGAGCUGGUGAGCGGCUGGAUGGAGUACCAAAAGCAGAUGGCCAAGCCCAAGAAGCAGGCGGGUCCCGUGUGGUCCUCCAGCAGCAGCAGCAGCAGCCCCAGGACAGCCCCGUGCAGUUUCUCCCGGCCCCUGGUGCACUCAGCGCGCCGGGAGCGCUGCCGCGACUGGAGGAAGCCGGGCAGGAUCAUCCGCAAAGCCUGAGCGGGAUCCGGGGGCCGUGGGGAGGCUGCAGAGCCUCAGACAGCCCCCCCAGGGGCUGCAGCACCUCCACAGGGACAGCAUCCAUCCAUCCUGCAGGGAUCUGCUGAGGGCAAGGAACCCCUUCCUCAGGGAUUCAUCCCUGCCCGCGGAGGAGCCACCAGGAGCAGGGGAUGGCCUGAGCUGGGACAGCGGUUCUGUCACCCAUCACCACCAAGGGACUUUGCUGUCUUCUCCCCCAAGGGCUGAGUGGAUGGAGAGCAGAUUUCCCAGGGGAAAAGUGGGAUUUGCUCCUGCAUGGGCAGCCCCGGGAAGGCUCCCAGUGGUUUCAGGCUCCUCUUCUCCAUCUCCAGGACUGCCGCAGCAUUUCCCAAAGCGGCUGGAAAACCUUCAGUGCCCAGUUUGUCACCAAUCCCAGGAGGAUCUGCCUCCCCUGGGACACCCAGAAGUGACUUUGGGAAUGCUGGCUCCCCUGGGACACCCAGGAGUCACAGCCCUUUGGGAAUGCCCCCUGUUAGCCUCAUGCACCAAGAGCCUGCCAGUUAUUCUCUGCUUUUCCUCACCUUCGCUAAAUGAGUUGCUCCAGGGAAGAGGAGGGAAAAUGUCCUGAGCCAGUGACUCAGAGUUAUGUCAUCAAAUGCAAUUUACUGCAAUGGCCUUGUAAUUAGCAUUUUUGGAGCCUUCCCAGCAGCUGAGGCAAAUAAAUGUGAGAGCCACUUUCUAAUGAGCAGAUAGGUGGGGAAGGAAUACAAUCCUGCUCUUUAGACUCUGCUGUUCAGGCAUAAAAUCAGAUUUUAGAGGCAAAAGUCAGCAGCCCACAGAGCUGGAAUUGUGGAGCAUGGAAGGAUUCUGAGAUUCUGACACUGGGCUCCAACAGCAGCUGCCCAUGGCAAAACUGCUCCUUAUUUGCUGAACAUAAUGUUUGGCUCAAACACAGCCUGUUUUCCUCGUUGCCAGCCAUUUGUGAGCCUGACUCAGGCUCCCAGACACAUUAUCCAGAAGCAGAUAGGAAGGGGAAUAGGAAUAGAUUAUGCAUUCAUUACCCAAAAGUAGCCACCAGAUACAUUUGCACAUUUGUCUGCUGCUCAGUUGUUUGCAAAUGGUUCCUGGUGGCUGAUGCUGUGUUUGUUCAGUCACACAGGGCUGGGAGUUCCCAAUCCUCUCCCCCAGGCAGGCUGGAUCAGUGACCUGGAUGUAAAUCUCUGCUUUCACCUAGAGGAGAUGAAGUUUCCACCUAGAAGUUCAUGCCUUGUGUGGAGAUGGUUUUGAUAAAGGAGGCAAAAAUAGCUGUGAACAGUUUCUGCACAUUUCAAAGCAUAAACUCUGUGAAAUUGUAUUUUAAAAAUGUGAAAUUCAGCAUAAAAACUGAAAUUGUGCCUCAGCUCUGGGACACUGUCCUGACCCAUGCAGGUACCAGUGACAGCAGCAGAUGGAGAUGUCAGGAGGGAAAAUGCUCAGGAAAUGUUCUGUGUGCUGGGGGAGUUUGCUUCCCUGGAGCUGGGUGUGUCUGGGGGAUGUUCUCCCUGCUCUUCUGCCAGAGCCCGGGUGAGUUUGGGAGCUCUGGCUGUGGAAAAAGGCUUUGGAUGAAUUCCUGCAGUGGGGCAGGGUAGGGACCAUGCUGGGCUCCCAGCCUCAGCAGGACAGACAGACUGACAGAGAUGCACCUUUAGGAAGGGUGAAGGGCCAGGACUGCCUUGCCCUGAUGAUCACAUGCUGGAUUUAUCCCUGUAAAUAUAAAAUUGUUUACU
Melospiza melodia melodia is the source of this 3107-nucleotide messenger RNA. RefSeq lists its product as uncharacterized. The record is from RefSeq and is a predicted model, not a curated record. The coding region runs from base 1072 to 1362 and encodes 96 amino acids. The transcript is spliced from 2 exons. Lineage: Eukaryota; Metazoa; Chordata; Aves; Passeriformes; Passerellidae.